This is a messenger RNA of Striga asiatica, 543 nucleotides long. The record is from the annotation of a GenBank genome assembly. NCBI's taxonomy places the organism in Eukaryota, Viridiplantae, Streptophyta, Magnoliopsida, Lamiales, Orobanchaceae.
AUGGCGUCUAAGGAUCUCCAUUAUAGGGCUGGCCUCAUUAAACUCAGCUGCUUAACUUCCAUCAAGAAUCCUAAAGUUCGGUUGUUGGUCAAGCAAACUCCCGAAGGCCUCCAAAAGUUGUUUCAAGAAAUACCACUUUGGAUAAAAAAAAAUCCAUAUUAUGAUCGGCUUGAUUGGUUAAACAAAUUCAUGGAGUAUAUGUGGCUUUACUUAAAUAAGGCAAAUGCAGUCAAUCUUUCUUCACUAAUAAUAUUUCCACCAGUGAAAGAUGAAUUCCUCCAAUUGGAGGGGAAAAAUUCCCUUGUGAGGGGCGCAUAUUCUAGGGAUUCAGAUUCCUCUUGGGGAGAACCUGGCAAAGGGGAUCACAGUGGGGAGAUUCAUAUGGAUACUGAGGAAACCCAAACUGAGGAGCAAUUCAACUUUGAAAGCCAAAACCGAAUCACUGAAGGGAAAGAAAAAGAGAAACAUGUUCACAGAUUUGGAAAAGACUUGCUGGACAAGGGGAUAGAAUUACUAGAGAAUCAAACGGCAGUUUGUCUUUAA